Cuculus canorus (common cuckoo) is the source of this 1337-nucleotide messenger RNA. It is a transcript of the gene GRSF1, whose product is annotated as G-rich RNA sequence binding factor 1. Bases 1 to 1191 code for a protein of 396 amino acids. Gene Ontology annotation, biological process: regulation of RNA splicing. The transcript is spliced from 10 exons. Gene Ontology annotation, cellular component: nucleoplasm; ribonucleoprotein complex. Gene Ontology annotation, molecular function: RNA binding. Lineage: Eukaryota; Metazoa; Chordata; Aves; Cuculiformes; Cuculidae. The record is from RefSeq and is a predicted model, not a curated record.
AUGGCCGCCGCCGCCGCCGCUCUCGCCGCGCGCCGCGCGCUGCAGCUGCUGCGCCGCCCCGCGCUGCCCCUCGCGCUGCCCCGCGCGCUGCCCCCCUGGCCGCGCGCCGCCCGCCCCGCGCCGCGCGCCUACAGCCGGGUGACAGAUGUGCCAUCCCAGGACAGUCACCUAUCUGAGCAGGAGCCUCAGGCCACCAAGGCAGAGAACGACAGUGUCUUUCUCAUCAGGGCACAGGGAUUCCCCUUCUCCUGCACCGAGGAGGAUGUGCUCACCUUCUUUGAUAGCUGUAGAAUUCGAAACGGUGAGAACGGCAUACACUUCCUCUUAAACAGGGAUGGGAGACGCAGGGGGGAUGCCUUGAUCGAGCUGGAGUCGAAAGAGGAUGUCCAGAGAGCCCUGGAGAAGAACCUGCGGUAUAUGGGCGCACGCUACGUAAAAGUUUUUGAAGUACACGAUAGUGAUGUAGAAGGCUUACUACAAAACCUGCGGGAUGAGUCGCAAGCCAUAAACGAUGGAGUUGUACUGCUCCGAGGCCUUCCGUUCAGCUCCACUGAGGAGGAUAUUGCAGACUUCUUUGCAGGUUUGAAAAUAACCGACAUAGUAUUUGUUUACCGGGGAGAAAGAAGGACAGGAGAAGCUUUUGUGCAGUUUGCAGCUCCUGAAAUGGCAGCUAAAGCUCUUUCACGGCACAAGGAGUACAUAGGCAAUAGGUACAUUGAAGUGUACAUAAGUAGGAAGCGACACAUGGAAAGGCACGUGCUUUAUGACAGGCCAAUGGUGCCCUACCCCAGAGUGAGACGAGAACAGGAAACCCUUUCUGAAAGCUGGAGAUCGAGCAGCACGGAAGACUCCGACACGGAAAGAGAGAGCAAAUUGGGCAGGGAAGGAACGGGAAGCGCUGAGCAUGGUUCACAACCUGGGAACAUCCCAUCACCACUACACUUUGUCCACAUGAGAGGUUUUCCUACCCAAGCAAGCGCCCAAGACAUCAUAAAUUUCUUUGCUCCGCUGAAGCCCACGAGGAUCAUGGUGGAAUACAACUCCCAUGGAGACGCCACAGGAGCAGCGGAUGUGCAUUUUGAGAGCCGUGAGGACGCGGCGGCUGCCAUGGCUAAGGACGGGGCACAGCUGGAGUGCAGUGCCGUGGAGCUCUUCCUGAAUGAGCAUCCGAAGGCGAAAGAAGACUGCUAGGGACAGUGGCACGGCCCUGGAUUCGGCCGAGGCCUCCUCCCGCCGUGCCGGAGCCGCCGCGGGGCCGCACCGCCGCCUCUCCGCGUACGACCGCGCAAUAAAGGUGUUCCUGAGCCACCGCGCUGUGGGCGCUGCCUCGGGGGGGG